AUGUCAUACUACGAUAAAGAAAACGUCGCCACGACGCCGUCAAAGAAUCCGGAUAAGUCUAUAAAUGACAGCUCACCAACGCCUUCCAAAAGAACACUCCGGCCUAUCUCACCAAACAAACAGAAUAAUGGCGGUAUAGGGAAAUUGAGCUUCCUACAGAGCGACAACAUUGACGAUCAUUUUGAAUACAUACAUAACUCCAACGAAGAGAUCAAGCAAAGUUUGUAUGAUCUUGAAUCAAAUACAAAGCAGACAAGUUUAGAUCUUGGACAGUUGAUCGAUAGAUCGAAGAACAACAACCAGAACUUGAAUCGUGUACUUGAGAGCAUAGCGAAGUAUUCCGAGGAAGUCACAACCGAAGGCAAUGCAACCAAGUUUGAUGUUACGAGGAUUUUAGAAAAGCUUGAAGCCUUAAGCAAUCAAGAUUCCAGUGAAGAGCUUCGACUGCUUCGCGAGAGCAUUGAAACAAACGCGAAGGAGAACCAAUGGACGGAGAUCAGUACAUUACUAAAAUCAAUCAAAGAAGAUAACGAAAAGUCAAGUUCAAGAAUCUGCGAAGACCUUGAUAAGUUGUCAAUCUCUCUUGAAUUACAAGAACCCUCAGCUAAUGGUACAUCUCCCGAGCUCUCCAAAGAAAUUGACGCAUUGAAGCAGACGAUUGAAAGCCAGUCAAAUGUCGUGAAAGAUCUCGAAAAGCGUCUUGCUCUACUGAAAUCAACAGAUGAACUCGAAAGACGCCAUCUUGAUCUCCAACAUAAGUACGAUAUCCUUUGCGAAAGCUAUAAAGAGAAAUACAACCAAUACUCGAGACUUGGCGAACAUUUCAAAGCUCUCGAACAAAGAGCAAGACAAUUCACGGAUGACCUUCAAUUCAAUGACAGUCAGAAAUAUAGCAAUCUUCAGCAGCUACAUUCGGGAAGGCUCGAUGCCUUAGCUGGCUCGGAUGGGGGUAGCUUGAAUUUGCCCAAAAAGCGUGUGGUUAGUAUGCCCCUUAAAGAGGUGAAAGAAGAGAGCUAUAAUGAAACUGAGGAGUUUUGA
Molecule: messenger RNA, 1038 nt
Organism: Candidozyma duobushaemuli
Lineage: Eukaryota; Fungi; Ascomycota; Pichiomycetes; Serinales; Metschnikowiaceae
Exons: 1
Coding region: 1-1038 (345 amino acids)
Source: RefSeq, a predicted model, not a curated record